AUGAGCUCCAUUACAACAACAUCUACAACGGCAACAGUCGUUUUACGUGGCGGGAAUACGCCACGUUCUUCCGAUCUCGAUUUAGACCUUAGCAUUCCGCUGCAAAUCGUCGAGGCCUCACCUCCACCGUCACCGCUGUCGCCGGCGUCGUCUCGUAGCCCCAGUCCACUCCCGGCAUAUGCAUUGGCUUCGUCAGCUCCCUCAUCUCUAGCGUUACGGCUGCUGCCAACCUCAGCAGCGAAAAAGGCAUUUCGCCCACUGCCCCCACCCACUCCAGCUGCACCGCAGGUUUGGUUGGAUGAUCAUGACUACAUCUAUCCGAACCCACCGCACGGGGAGAUGUCUGUUUCUAGUGGCGUUACUACUGCCACGAUGUGCCCUGCGGCGACAACUAGUACCACGGCAGUUUUAACGGCGGCGACCGCAAGCACGACGUCCGACGUCGUACAAGACGGUACGCUGUUGCCCACGAGAACAGUGCACGCCGGUCCACGGAUCGAGCCUGGCCAAAUACUUCUGCCAGCCAGGCAGAUCGUGAUCGUUCAACACCAGCCUACUGGCCAAUUGAAAGUUGCACAGCAACAGCAACCACAAUGCGCUACAGCUCACCUACAACAAUCAGCGCCUCGCGCGUCUCUAUCGGUCAUUAUAUCGAAACGAGUAGCUGCUACUAAUGCCGUAGGCUAUAGCCCUGCAGCUUCAGCUGCGGCUCCUGCUCCCACUACAAACAGAAAUUCACAACCAGCUUCAUCAUUACCAACCUCAUUGUCAUCGACGACUGAAAAAACGGCCGUCGACUGCCAUUUAGUCGGUGUAAAAGGCGCUAAAUUCACGGUUUCAUCGGAACAGUUAGUUAAAACAGCGACAACCUUUGUCCCCGAACCCAAAAUCACGGCACUGUGUCAGCUUAGUGGCUCGAAGCCGUUUCAAGAAGGGCCGCUUACGGUUAGUGCUUCUGUGAACAAUCGUACGGUGAAAUCGGCUCACGAGACGCAAGAUACUGAAGGAGCUUAUGAAGUGAGUGAAGUAGUGACCAAGAUCGUUGACACCGUUGUAGCUUUGGAAUACUGUCGGGAUGUGGCCGCCCGUAAUGCAGCACAUAUCAACGCAUCAACAGGUGAAAAAUUUCUUAUAGACAAUACAAUUUUUGAUUUCCGGUAUUAG
Varroa destructor (honeybee mite) is the source of this 1164-nucleotide messenger RNA. RefSeq names its product Zn finger homeodomain 1 (gene zfh1). The record is from RefSeq and is a predicted model, not a curated record. Gene Ontology annotation, biological process: anatomical structure development; regulation of transcription by RNA polymerase II. Lineage: Eukaryota; Metazoa; Arthropoda; Arachnida; Mesostigmata; Varroidae. Gene Ontology annotation, molecular function: DNA-binding transcription factor activity, RNA polymerase II-specific; RNA polymerase II cis-regulatory region sequence-specific DNA binding.